AUGGUAGUUAAGAAGUUGCAGCGAAGUCCACAUCCUCCAGGUCGGAAUCGGGGCCCGCCAGUGAAACGUCGGAAGGCCCGACAAGAAAUUGUCGGGCCCCGACGCACCACCGUCGGGCCCCCGCCAUCGGGUCCCGACACCACUCCGCGUAUUAUUACAUCCUGUGAAGCGGUUUCUUUGUCGGAGCUAUCCAGUGAAGAACCUCUCGCCUCGGCAGUCCGACAGCGAUUUCUCAGGAAGAAACCAGUGGAUGUUGAGAGUGCUGGUAUUAAUCCACCCUUAAGGGACUCGAUUCCAAGCGAGGAUAAAGGGUCACCGUCCAAAUUCCGUACAUCAAGUAUAUGUAGUAUGCGGAAUACUAGAAGGCGUAUGGAGGACCGUCAUGUAUUACUGCAUGAUCUGAAAGCAUAUAUGCCAAGUCAUCUUCAAGACAAGAUUUCAGCUGAUCAACAUAUUUCAUUCUACGCAGUUUACGACGGACACGCUGGUGUUAAAGCUGCCAUAUCUGCUGCAUCUCAUCUUCACGAGAAACUUGUAGAUUCAGAACAUUUUCAAACAGAUCCUUCCAGAGCUAUUCAGGAGGCCAUAGUUGUCACGGAUAAGAUGAUUUGUGAGCAAGAUAGCGAGAAAGGAUCUGGGGCUACUGCUGUAUGCAACCUUAUUAAGGAUAAUGUACUGUACUCGGCUUGGUUGGGAGAUUCUAUAACUGUCAUGGCUAGAAACGGUGAGCAUAUUCUUCUAGUAGAUCCUCAUUCACCUAAACGAGAAGAUGAAAAACUCAGAAUUGAAGCUAUGGGAGGUUAUGUGUCCUUUUGGGGGACAUGGAGAGUAAAUGGAACUCUAGCAGUUUCAAGAGCGCUUGGAGACGCCUCUUUGAAACCUUAUGUAAGUUCGGUCUCUGACGUCACAACUGUGGAACUCGGAGAACAAGAUGAUUUUCUUAUAGUUGGUUGUGAUGGACUUUGGGACACUGUAACUCCAGAAGAAGCUGUUCAGUUUGUGUAUGAAUUCAUUCAAAAUGAAGAAAAUCAUAAUAACGUAACAGAAUUAAGUAAUCUGCUGGGAGCUCAUGCUAUCAAGAAAGGUUCUACAGACAAUGUGACGAUAAUUGUUGUUUUCCUUAAAUCCAUCCAGCUGAUUAGACAAGAAUGUCUAGCGCCAAGACCGGUUCUUGAAAACAAAAUGGCGGGGAUAUCCUCCACAGCAGAGUUUGUUUUAAACCCAGGAGCUUCAAGAGAAUCGUUGGAUCCUGCUGAGUACCGUCCACCCUGGAUGAGUGAUUCUUCUAACACUGCUGAUGCUACUGACGCUAAUCAUGCUGAUGAUAAUGAUGAUACUGUUGCUGAACCUCAGAUAACUCCUUCCCAAACUCCUAAAGGAUUCAAUCUUAACGAAGGAGGCCAGAUGUUUAGUCCUAAUCCAUUCUCCAGUCUAGUCCAACUACAGUCCAGUAGGGAUCAGGAAAUGUUUGGUCAGACGACAGAAGAUGACCUUAGACCAUCUCCAGUUCCGGGGUCUGACAUUGUUGAUGGAUUUAUUGCAACAAGCGUGGACAGUCCUGUAAGAGUAGACAGCGGGUUUAUCUCCCCUAAGAAAGAAUCUGAACUAGAACUAGACACUAAGAUGAACAGCCUUCUCGCCAGCUCAUCAAUGGGUCAAGUCAAUGACCUUCUGAAUAUCUUAAACAAGGAUGAUGAAUCCCCGCCCCCUGAGGAGGAUGGAAGGAGUUUGGAGGAAAUAUUAGAGGAAAGGAGGAACAUGAAGGAGGAUUAUAUAAACCAGGAUGAUGAAGAUGAAGAUGAUGAAGAUGAUGACGAUGAUGAUGUUGAUACUGGUGUUCCUGUGGUUGAAGACGGUUCCAGCGACGGUUCCGAUGAUUUUGACAAGGUGGAUCCUGAAGAAGGACAGAAAGCUGAAUUCAGGGACAAAGAAUUUUCUAGAAUUACAACUGAAGACAUGGAUCCUUGUGAACAGGUUGUGAUAAAGGAAACGUGUCCUGAGGAGUCUGGGUGCUUGGUGCCACCUGGUCAUAAUCUACCUUCAUCGCAGGAGGCUGUAGUAGAGGUUCUUGGAGGCAGUUGUCAGGACCUGACUGAAGAGAGCUCGGGGGAAGGUGAAACCCAGAACACAGAUUCAAACACUGAAACACAACCUCAGAACGGGGUUGACAGUUCAAUUACGAAUGGUUCCACUGAUCCCUGCCAUGGAGGAUCAACUGUAGAGAUUGUAUUUGAGAGCGAGGAAGCCCCCGGGUUUAUGCUAAAGACCCCUGGAGACGGUGACGUAUCAACCUUCUCUGUAGAACCAACUCCUCCAAUGGUUCAGAUAACCCCCGCUUCUCCUGGAUUGAGUAUACCGUCUUUAAAUAUCAUCCCCUCAACUCCAACCAGAUCCAGAUCUCCAGCUACUGAUUCUAUUACAGAGGAGGGUGUUGAGCAUGAGGAUGAAGGUGGAGAUCUUGAACAGCAACCUGGACCUGAAACUCAGGAAUCCGUCCAGUCAGAGAAGACCAAAGAAUAUCUUGUUGAUAUCGCAGCAGAGGUAAAACAUGAACCUCUAGUUCAGAAAGAGGAAUCGCUGAUAGAGCAGGUAUCUGAGACCGUUCUUGAAGCUGAAGUUGUUGAAUCCAAACCUGAAGUGGACCUAAAUGAGUCCAAACCUGAAGCAGAAAUUGUCGAAUCAAAAUCUGUAGCGGAAAUAGUCGAACCCGAAUCAGAAGCCGAAAAAACCGAGUCAAACCCUGAAGCUGAAAUAGUCGAAUCCAAAUCUGAAACUGAUGUAAACGAGUCCAAACCUGAAGCUGAAGUUAUUGAGUCCACACUUAAAGCUGAAAUAGACGAAUCAAAGCCAGAAAUUGAAGUCGUUGAGUCCAAAUCUGAUACUGAAAUUAUUGAACCUAACCCUGCAGCAACAUCAGAAACGUCAACCCCUGAAGUCGAAUCCAAAUCUGAUAAAUCCGAAUCCACUCCUAAAUCUGAUUCUGAGUCCAAACCUAAAGCUGGUAUGACCAAGACUAAAGUGGAGCCAACUGCUAAAGGGGGAAGAACAGCAGCUGCGGGUAGGACUAAACCUGGUGCAACAGUGCCCUCAAGGACUGGAAAAGAUUUAGAUAAAACUAAACCUGGAGAAAGAAUAAAGGUUGAAACCCGGGCUCCCUUGACCCAACGACCAGCUAGUAAUCUAUCAGGAGCCAAAGCUAAACCUGAUCCCAAACCUGCAGGAACUAAGCCUCCAGGUUCAACGGUUGAGCGUAAACCUCUGGUACCUCGGGCUGAACCCAAACCUUCAGCAGAAACCAAACCUAAACCUAGACUAACCACUGCUAAAUCUACAGAUUCUAAGGUUGGUACUGGAGCAGCGACUACUGGUUCCCGUCCUGGUUCCUCUAGACCUACAUCAGGGGUACUCAGACCUACUCCAGGUUCAACUCUAUCCAGACCAAAACCUGGAGUUACCACAAAACCCGGAGAUAUCACCAAACCCGGAGAUAUCACCAAACCUGGAGACACGACCAAACCAGCUGGAUCUCGUCUUGCUGGAAGUAAACCUGGUGUAGGUCGACCUAAACCCAGAGAACCUGCAGCCGCUCCUCCUCCACGUGUCCGACCUACACCCCGCCCUGCAGUUCCAUCCUUUACCAGACCAACAGCUACACCACAAACCAAAGACGCACCUGCUAAUCUAUCUACCACCAUUUCCUCCAAACCAUCAUCAGCUUCUGGAGCUCCUAGAGCCGGGUUUACAAGAUCAACUGCUCCCAGUGCAGCUGCCAGUCGAGUAGCUGCUGCCAGAGCCGCUGCUCUGAAGAAACCAGCCGGGGGCACGCUGGGUAGAAAACCUAAAGAAGAUAAAUCUAAGAGAACAACUGAGUCCGCUAGAAGUCCAACUGAUAAAGCGGAAGCUGUUAAUAACACGGUGAAUACAGAAGAAAAUGCGGGAACCAAUGGCAUUGAGGAAAACGCAGGAAAGCUUACUGAAAUCAAUGGUGUUGAAACUGAUCAAUCCAAUAAUAUGGAAGAAUUCGUCAACCCGACUUCGCCUGGAGAAGAGAUUGUAAAUGGAGAAGAGGAGGGUUCUCCAGCGGGCAUAGAAGCUUAAACAUCAAUAUUCCAGUGGAUUAAACUAGAUAUUGCAUAAUAUAAACAAACAUGAGCUGAUUUAGUGAUAAAAGAAAAUUAAUAAUUAUUCAUUGAAACGUGAGCAUUAUUUCACUAGUACGCUACGCCAUUUAAAAAAUGUGAUUUUUAUGUUCAAUUAACUGUUAAUUAACUGUAGGUAUAUAAUCCCAAACUACGUGUUUAACCAGUAUUUAAAGUUUUAUAUUUUAACAUAGUAGCCGAUAAAUCUCUUUGAUGUUCACGAGGCAGAAAGAAAUGUAAGACCACCGAUUUAUUUAAUUCUCUGUAACUGUAUUUUAGAAAUAGACGAAACUAUGUAUA
Molecule: messenger RNA, 4439 nt
Organism: Eurytemora carolleeae
Lineage: Eukaryota; Metazoa; Arthropoda; Copepoda; Calanoida; Temoridae
Product: microtubule-associated protein 4
Exons: 29
Coding region: 1-4098 (1365 amino acids)
Biological process (GO): negative regulation of protein kinase activity; protein dephosphorylation
Molecular function (GO): protein serine/threonine phosphatase activity; cation binding
Source: RefSeq, a predicted model, not a curated record